CUUUCUUUUGUUUUCUUUCGGAUUACUUAAUUGGUAUUUGGAAUGAACAAUUUCCAAAUCUAAAAAAUUUGGAAAUUUUGAAAUGGAAAGAUACUUCUGAUCCAAUCAUAUCAUUCAUUAUAUUGAUAAUUUCAAAAAACUGAUCAUACUAUGAACAUAGUAGAAUGGCGGUCGGGCAAGCAUUCCCCCAUCGUCCAGUAGUUUAGGGCAUCUCUCUUUCAAGAAGGCAACGGGGAUUCGACUUCCCCUAGGGGUAGGGUACUACGAAAGGAAAUGGAUCAGGAUUAUUAAUAAAUGCUUAAAUAGAGUCUUCUUGGAUCGAUGCUA
This is a messenger RNA of Cicer arietinum (chickpea), 327 nucleotides long. Lineage: Eukaryota; Viridiplantae; Streptophyta; Magnoliopsida; Fabales; Fabaceae. The record is from RefSeq and is a predicted model, not a curated record.